AUGUGUCUGUUUACCUAUCUCCUAUGCGGACUCUCUUUGCUGACUUUGUACACCGCUGAAGGUGUUGGGUUGAGAUGUUUACGUUGUGAUGACGUCUUAGAGCCUCGUUUUUGUGAGCGAAUAGAGUACUGCCAAAACGGUGACGUGUGUGGAGUUCAGAGGUACAGGAAAGAGAACGGAGAUACGUCUUUCUGGACUGGUUGUAUACAGCAGUCGAGUUGUCCAAACGUCACCAACAGAACGAUUGUACAGACAAACAAACGGAAGAUUCAUGGAUCAGUUUUGUGUCAGGAGUGUUGCCAUGGUGAUUUAUGUAACGCAGAAGGCUGUGGGGCCCCAGCCUAUCCAACUUCUAGAGGGCCGAUCUGUUUUAAUUGUGCUCACACCUUAAAUCCCUCAGACUGCCAUCACGUGACUCUGUGUGGAACCAAUGAGAUGUGUUUUCUUGGUGAGAAACCUGUGUUUGGACAACGUUACUUUACAAGUCACUGUGAAGAUAAACACGCAUGUGAAAAUCAUGUGUCGGCGCCGAUUAUUGUUGGAAGAAAACGAUCUUUUAGGGGCCGUAGGUCGUAUGCACCAUGCUCAGGUUGUUGCAAAGGGGACCUGUGUAAUAUCAACUGUAACGCCACCUUUACUUCUGGUACGAUCAUCAACACAGGACCUACAAACGCACCGGCUCAUUCAACAGAAAUACCAGGUAAUUACGCCUUCUACGCACAUCUUACGUCAUCAACAUCUAACAAUUACGUCAUAUUCAACAACGUUACAACCAAUGAAGGCUUGGCUUACAGCGGGAGCACGGGGAUCUUCACUUGUAAAUACAGUGGACCGUAUGUCUUCUCAUGGACAAUAGCGACCAGUAGUCAUCGCUACACUGAUGCAGAUCUAGUGAUUAACGAUGUCGCUAUCGGUUCCUCCUUCACAGACUCACGAGGGAGCAGCGUUACCGGCGACUCAAGUACGGGGUUUGUAGUGUAUGACCUUAAGUCUGGGGACAAGGUCAGAGUCCAGAUCAAUGGUACGGCUGACGCAAUGUAUUCCACAUUCUCUGGCUUUCGACUCAGUUACAAUGACUCGUACUUCUAUGCUAGAGCCUCUUCCUCCCUAACCAGACCUUCUUCCUCUUCAUAUGGCUUCACUUUCGAUAAUGUAGUCACCAACAACGGGAACGUGUACCAUUCCGGAAACGGCACGUUCGUCUGUCCAGAGACCGGUAUGUAUGCCUUUGCUUUCUCUGUAGAGGCCCAUCGACAGGACUACAUGGUGUACUUUUACCGUAAUGGCGGCAAACGUAAUGAUCUCGGGGUGUGGCCGGAUUCCUCUUCUGGACCGUACGAAGACACGUCUUCUACCUUACAGAUUUUCCCUCUGACCCGCGGAGACAGACUCUACCUUUACCCGUCUGAGAGCAGCACUCUUCAGCCAAAGCAUUCAACAUUUUCUGGAUGGCGCAUUGGGACAAGUAGUUCCCCCUCAGCGUUCAUGGCGAUGGCUCCCUCCUCAACCACCACUUCUCCGCUCUACUUCAGCACAGAAUAUCUGGACACAUCCAGCUUGUUCUACCACACUAGAUUUCAAGCUAACAAAGAUGGCGUCUACUUAUUCUUCUGGAAUUUGGAAGCUGAUAGUAGACACCUUAAGUCCUGGCUGCAAGUCAAUAGUGGAACUGUAGGACAAACGGUAUCUGAUGGACGAAGCGCAGGAUAUGAUAGCGGCUCCAAUCUCGCCAUUUUGCGCCUGCGUAAAAACGACAUCGUCACUGUCAAACAGGAUUCAACAGCUGAUGGAGACCAGACCAUGAUUUCCGGUUAUUUUAUGUUCUCAUAAACCA
Molecule: messenger RNA, 1834 nt
Organism: Saccostrea cuccullata (small rock oyster)
Lineage: Eukaryota; Metazoa; Mollusca; Bivalvia; Ostreida; Ostreidae
Exons: 11
Coding region: 1-1830 (609 amino acids)
Molecular function (GO): protein binding
Source: RefSeq, a predicted model, not a curated record